AUGAAUCUUGUUAAAUUAUUUAGAUAUCAAAAAAUAUAUUCUUCUAUUCCUAGAAGGGGAAUUGACGAGUUGUGGAAGGGUGGUUAUCUCGACCCAGAAACUCCAUUUAGCCAGAAAGAGAAACUUUCUACCACUGGUUACCCUUGGCCUUCCUACCUUCUAAGGCAAAAAAGUUUCGAGGAUUUAAGGAGCCUUUACUUUUCAUGUUUAAAGGAGAAGAAUCUUCUUCUAGGUGAAAGAUGGGCUGCACUUCAGAACCAUGUUAAGCCACCAAAACACGGAAGGCUCAAGAAGGUUAAACUUACCAUGAAACGUAUACUUGGUGUUAUAACUAGGAGAGAGAUACACCAACAGUGUUUACGAGCCAAACAAAUUCUGAAAUCUCAGGAAGAAAAGGAAGUUCUAGAGACUAGGCUGUUCAAGCUAAAGGAGCUUUUAAAUGAACUUAAUUUCAAAAUUAAGAGAUCAAAAUCGCAUGACUCAUUGUCUAAAACAGGAUGGCUUAAAACUGUUUCUAAGAUUGAGAGUGAAAUGGAGGAAAUUGAACUGAAGCUCCAACCCCUGAGAAAAGAAACUCUGCAACUCAGGGUUCCAAACUGGCGUUACGAGAGGAAAUACUCAGACCUUCCAGGGAGAAUCACCUGGAAUAAGGACUACAUACCUGCGCUGAAGAGCGCAUUGCGCAGGCCAUUUAAGUUUUAUUAA
This is a messenger RNA of Theileria annulata, 705 nucleotides long. RefSeq lists its product as uncharacterized. The coding region runs from base 1 to 705 and encodes 234 amino acids. The transcript has 6 exons. Gene Ontology annotation, molecular function: structural constituent of ribosome. Gene Ontology annotation, cellular component: mitochondrial ribosome; mitochondrial large ribosomal subunit. Gene Ontology annotation, biological process: mitochondrial translation. The record is from RefSeq and is a predicted model, not a curated record. Lineage: Eukaryota; Apicomplexa; Aconoidasida; Piroplasmida; Theileriidae.